AACCGCAACUAUGAGUCGGAUGAAGGAGGCGGAGGGCAGCAGCGCCCACCGGGAGGAGGCGGAGUCGGGGUCCGGCCCCCCGCCUCCGCAUCCGCCGAUCGCGCCGGCGGACGAGGCGGCGGUGGAGGAGCUGGUCUCCGCCAUGAACCGUCGGAGGCUUUACCGGGACGUGACGCUGGCCCUCCGCUCCGGCCUCCGCGACGCCAUGGCCGACUUCUCCUUCCUCCGGACCAGAGGCCUUCGGAACCUCCUCAAGUUCUUCAGAUCCAUCGCCGGCUCCGACGAGUCCAUCCGCCUUUUCCGUCACUCGCAAACCAUUCCCGAACUCCGAGUGGUUCCUGUUCUCUUUCAGAAUUCGUUGCAGCAAUCAAAGGACAACCCUGUUGUGAGUUUGAGUCAUAUAUUUGGAGUGGAACCUAUGAAGAUAGUUAGUCCUGCAACAGAUUCUGAAGUUGCUAUUGCUCUUAGAGUUUUGGAAGGAUGCUGUUUGCUUCAUAGUGGCAGUGCAGCUUUAGCUCACAAGCAUAAGGCAAUCGAGGUGUUAACUAACAUACUAUCUACUCGAGGAACCACUGAGCAAGGUGCAUGCUUGGAUGCUUUAAUAUCAUUAGUGUUGGAUUCUUCAUCCAAUCAGAUGGAUUUUCGGGAAUGUCAUGCAAUUGAGAACGUCACAGAUCUUAUUAAGGACGAGCAAGCAGAUGAAAACAUAAGGUUGAAAUGUGGGGAGUUUCUGCUGCUACUAGUUGGGUAUGUCAACCAGACCGAGAACUCUCCCUUGGCAAACAUACCCGAUGAAAUGCGACGAAGCUUAGGAGAGAAGUGUGCAUCUCUGAUUUGGGCAGCAAGCCAGUUCGGAUCAACUCUGGAUCCAGAGCAGAGACAAACUGCUCUACAAAUCCAAGCUCGAAGGGUUGUGGAGUCCUUAGAGCUAUAACAGUCGAAGGUGUCAGAGGUGAUAUGUUCAUCUUCUCACACUCGAACCUACUAAAUCAUUACUUCAAGAAACAAAUCUCCAAGAAGUUUCAAUUAUGCCUUUUCUGUAACUUCUUGGUAAUCCAUAUUUGUGUUGUCUGGUACCAUUCCAUGCACUGUGUGCAGCUUAAUACUAUGGUUGCAAGCAAUUGUACCAUUCCAGAGUUACGUAUAAAAUUUCAAUCAAUUUGGUAGCUUGUAUUUA
Musa acuminata subsp. malaccensis (wild Malaysian banana) is the source of this 1177-nucleotide messenger RNA. RefSeq lists its product as uncharacterized. Lineage: Eukaryota; Viridiplantae; Streptophyta; Magnoliopsida; Zingiberales; Musaceae. The record is from RefSeq and is a predicted model, not a curated record.